Molecule: messenger RNA, 333 nt
Organism: Scheffersomyces coipomensis
Lineage: Eukaryota; Fungi; Ascomycota; Pichiomycetes; Serinales; Debaryomycetaceae
Exons: 1
Coding region: 1-333 (110 amino acids)
Source: RefSeq, a predicted model, not a curated record
AUGCAACCACAAUCCAAUGAACUUGUUGGUAAUUCCAACAUAUCCAGAAUCACUCUUCUUUCUCGAUUGAAAGAAUCAAUCGUUUGCGUUUUCUUUGAAAUCAAUCAAACUGAAUUUGAUUCAGAAAACCAAUUACCAAUCCAUCGUUAUAGUUUAAGAUACAAAAGUCUAUGCUAUAUUUUAAUACUCUCAGGGUCAGCUAUUUUGGCAAUAUUUUAUCAAAUUACGGGGUUUGGGCUAAUGUUACUUUUGGUAUGUAUUACAAGGUAUCAUACAGCUGUGUACGCCAUGCUGGUGCACGAUAUUUCAAGAUAUAUAAGAUUUGGCCAUUAA